This is a messenger RNA of Benincasa hispida (wax gourd), 3779 nucleotides long. RefSeq names its product F-box protein SNE. Lineage: Eukaryota; Viridiplantae; Streptophyta; Magnoliopsida; Cucurbitales; Cucurbitaceae. Gene Ontology annotation, molecular function: protein binding. Gene Ontology annotation, biological process: regulation of gibberellic acid mediated signaling pathway; gibberellic acid mediated signaling pathway. The record is from RefSeq and is a predicted model, not a curated record. Gene Ontology annotation, cellular component: SCF ubiquitin ligase complex.
AACAAUGUUUAUAAGCUUAAUUUUCAAAUCAUAAAACUCCAUCCCCUAAUUAAUUAAAAAAUAGUGAACUAAUUUCAAACAUAGUUCACUGUUAAGCUUGUUUCUAGUGACCUAGUAAUAGUAGAAUUCUGAGUUUGAAAUAUAGUAGGUUUUGAAACUUAUCAAGACCUAAGUUCUUGUGUUAUAUGCAAAAACAUCCAAAAUCUACCUUACUUUUAGUACACAUAUAUAUUCAAAUUUCAAAAUCGUAUAAAAACAAGUAUCUACAUACAAAACCAAAUCACGUGCACAAAUUUGACAUGAAAAAUCAAUAUCAAAGCAUUUCUAGGACCAUGGAGGGUAAAACAAAUAUAUGAAACGAAUGUAUAAUUUACCAUUUUUCUAUUUUAUUGCAUAGGCACACAAUACUUUCAAACAUAGAAAUGUAAACAAACGCAGAGUUAACAAAAUAUUAUGCAAAUCAGCAAGAGGCAGUACACAUUUCAUUAAAGAAAUUGUUGUUCUAAAUUGAUGAAACCCCCAAAAAGUGAAAGAAGAUUUACAGCAAAAUGGGAAAAUGUCACUGUCUUGUGAUUAAAUAAAUAUUAAGCUCAUACAAUAUAAGUAAACACGGUAUUAGAACGCAAAUGUAUGCAUGGAAAAUAUUAAAAAAUAAAAAAGGGGGGGAGUUAAAUAACUUGAAUUGCAAUAUUAAGCUGUAAAAAAGGAAAAAUUACAAGAUGAUGAUGACAAGAACUCUACAACAACAAAGUAAGUACGAAAGGCAGUCUUUUAACACAGAAGGUUAAGCAAAUGAGUGAGAAAAUGGAAAACGUAAGAAUUUUUGUAUGGGUUAUUGACCUUUAGGGGUUUCUUGUUGUAUUGUUGCAAUUAUUAAGUUCUUCUCAGCAAGACUUGGGAACAGUGCUUUUCUCAGAUGAGUCCAAUAGACAAGUCCAACAUGAAACAAAACAACAUCUUCAGAAACCCUAAAAGAAUAUAAUAUAGAGGUGGGGGCAGGGGGGGGGGGGGGGCGCUAAGAGAAUCUCCCUCCUCCUAAGUCCUUUCCCCACAACCCAACCUAAAGGGUCUUUUUAUAAAUCUAAAUGUCAAUUCUAACACCCAAUAUAAUGAUGUUUUAUUUUAUUAUAUGCUUUCUGUCUCAAAGGACUUGGGGUUUUCCUUUCUGUGACAACCCUAUCAGACAAUCAAAUGGGCAUUACCCUGUCUAUGAUUUUCAAUGGGUUUUCUCAAUUCUCAAACAUAUUUACAUUAUUUAUUUAUUGUUUUCUGAGGAAACCUAUGAUGCUUGUUUCCCUCUGACUUUUCUUCCUGCUCACAAACAACACUUCUUAUUUUCAAACAUUUUUUAAUGCAUUUUAUCGUCUUCUGGUUCACCUUUUUCCCCUAAGUGCAUAAAGUUCUGUCUAUUUUGUUUUUAGUUUUCCAGCAUAUAUUUCCUCAGUAUGAUGUGUAUGUAUCACUGUAUCAUAUGAAGGCCAUACCAUAUGAAAAAAACUGUACGUUUUGUAAUAGAAAUGAACCAUCCAACAAGAUUCAGAAUUUUAAGAAUAAUAAUUUUAAUUCAAGCAUACAAGUUUAAUGCUAACCUCUAGAUAUCUCAUAAGCAAAGACAAUGCAAAAUAUACCUCUAUGGUACAAUUAUGUGAUUGUCAACACGUUUUUCAUAGUCUAAAAGUUCCACCCCUGCCCCCCGGGUGUGUGUCUCUGGCCUGCCUAUCCCUAAAGUUGAAAAUCAUUAACUCUCUCUUCAAGAGAGGGACAGGGAAUGACAUGACUAAAGAACGAGAGUGAGCAAAGUCUUAAGUAUAACAUGCCAUCUACUUAAAAUCUGCAUCAAUAAAACAGUGACAUUUUUCUUUUAAAAAAAGGGAAAUGGAAAAGAAAAAACAUUUAGGAAUUAGAAAUAGAAUCCCUCUGUUCUUGAGAUGGAAAGAGAGUAAAUGAUGUGAGAUUGUGGAGUACGAUGGAUAAGUCUUCCCAGAAAUCAUGGGGAGGAAAAAUGGAUGAUUAAACUAUAUGAAGUGAGAAGAAAGAGGAGGUUGAGCGGAGCAAUGUGAUUUAGAGAGAGAGAUUGAGGGUGAUUCGACAAUUAAGAUCAUAGAGUCAAUAACAUGUCACAAUUUUAAAUUCACAAACAAAAAUAUAUCAUUUAGGUAGAAAAAGAGUAAAUAUAUGGAAUAGUUUUCUGGAAUAGGAUAGGACUUUCAAAUGAUAGGCAUAAUAAAAUAAAAGCUUGUGACAUCAAAUCCUUCAAAGAGAUACACUAUUUAACUACAACUUGUGACAUCAUAAAAGCUUAAAAAAAAUACUUUCUUUCUCAUUUGCAAGAAUUUUCAAAAACACUUUUCCAGACAUCUGCUUUAAUUUAUACUAUGAUUGCAAAACUAAAUGCAAUUAUAAUCAAGAUUCAUUGCACAUAUUAUCUGUCAUGACAUCAUUAACAUUUAAGAAUCCAUAAUUUGAUAAGGCACUAUACACAAAUUGGUGUUUCAUGAUUAGAGUCCAGUGAACAAUGUUUAGAGAUGGUCCACAGUCCACACACUGAAGUUAAGAAAAGAUAGGCAUAAUAAAAUAAAGACAGUAACAUAUCCAUGCACAGCUGAUUUCAAUUUCAAAGGUCCUCCCUCCUCCUUUGAAGAUUGAUUCCCAAAUCACAAAGGACACACGCCCAAAUUCUUGGAAUAUGCACAAACUAAAUUCAACUACAGCUUCUGCUAAGCCCCAAACCAAUUUGUUUUUUGAAAAAAAAAAAAAAAAAAGAAAACCAAAGAAAGAGAAAGUUAAGCAGCAUCGCAUUCAUUUGCAUUGGUUUUGAGGUUUUUUUGGUUUGGAUCUUCUUCUUUGGCCCCAUCUCCUCCCCCCUCGAUACCCUCUCAAUCCUUCUCACAGACAUUUUCACAAACACGCGAACUUCGAGACGCACAGCAAGACAAAUCCUAUCUUAGACUUUUUCUCCUUGUUAAUGAAUUUCCAUCAGAUCAAGCUCUCUCUCUCUCUUUCCAUCUCUCAAUCUAAUUGUCAAUUCCAUAUAUAUCAAAGAGGCAUAGAGUUUCAAGUUUCACCUACCAAAUUCCUAAUUACUCUAGGGCUUAAACAUAAACAAUGCAGAAGAAUCACAUACCAGAGCCGAACGAGAAGAGACGGAAGUUCUUAAUCAACGACAAUCUCGACAUUCUGAUUGAAAUCCUCAAGCGGCUAGACGGACCGUCGCUCGGCGUCGCCACAUGCGUCUGCCGGCUCUGGUGCACCAUCGCUCGAAGUGAAUCGGUGUGGGAACAGGUUUGCUUCCGUCAUGUAACAUCGCCGCUUCCGUCGUCGGUGAAAUCGGUGGUGGCCGCUUUGGGAGGGUACAAACGGCUGUACAUGGUUAGUAUCCGGCCGGUGCUGAGUCGACUCGGGUACUCGGACCUGGUGAGGCGAGUUUGGACUCAGGAUGAGGUUCAACUUUCACUCUCUCUGUUUUGUGUGGAUUAUUACGAGCGACUCACUGGGAGUGGGAGAAUCGGCGGCGACGCGUCCGCAUUGUCCCUCAUGUUCCUCUGCAACACCGUCAACGUCUGAUUAAUCUCAGUGGCUUUUUUGAUUCUUUCUCCGCCGUCCGAUCUGUAGACCAAAUCCAUAUAAGAAAAACCAAGCUCGCUCCGGUGAUUUUAGUCAAAAGGAUUAAGAUUAGCCUUAGCCUGGUAUGAAUAUGAAUAUGAAUAUGAAUAUUAUGAUUUUUCUAAUUAUUAUACACCCAUUUUCUUAAAUAAAAAUCACAGAACCAUUAUUUUCUA